AUGGGUUCAGCACCUCCCACCAAAGCCACCGAUGCAGUCCUGGUGGCAUCUGACCCGGUGCCAGAUGGCGUCCAAGAGGUCAGAGGCAUCGAUUGGACCGCAUUACCUGCAGAACAGCGCACUGUCAUCUCAAACUUCGUGCAUCAGAUCACAGGGCAAGGAUUCCAGUCCAGUGCGGUAGGAGACGCCAUUCGCAUCGUCAACGACAUGAGAACAUGGAGAGAUCCAGAGACCGGUGACAAAACAACCAUUUUUCUCGGUUACACAUCCAAUAUGAUAUCGUCGGGGUUGCGCGAGACUUUCCGCUGGCUUGUACAGCACCGCCACGUGUCGGCUAUUGUUACGACGGCGGGCGGGAUUGAGGAAGACUUCAUCAAAUGCCUGGCACCGACAUAUCUAGGGUCUUUCUCGACGCCGGGGGCUGUGUUACGGGCCAAAGGACUCAAUCGCAUUGGAAACCUGGUAGUUCCGAAUAACAACUACUGUGCGUUCGAGGACUGGGUGGUACCUAUCUUGGACCAAAUGCUACAGGAGCAGGAGGAUGAAUUUGCACGUAGUGGACAGCGCUUCAUGUGGUCCCCCAGCAGGAUCAUCCACCGACUUGGCAAAGAAAUCAACAAUGAAUCGUCAGUCUACUACUGGGCGUACCGAAACGACAUCCCAGUAUUUUGUCCAGCGUUGACUGAUGGGAGUCUCGGCGACAUGAUCUACUUUCAUUCGUUCAAAGCAUCUCCACUCCAACUUGGAGUCGAUAUUGCUCAGGAUAUUCGCAAGAUCAACACCAUCGCGGUUCGGGCUAAGCGGGCGGGAAUGAUCAUCCUAGGUGGUGGCGUUGUCAAACAUCAUAUUGCUAAUGCGUGCCUGAUGCGGAAUGGUGCCGAAAGUGCGGUGUACAUUAACACAGGACAAGAGUUCGAUGGCAGUGAUGCUGGGGCCCGGCCAGAUGAAGCUGUGAGUUGGGGCAAGAUCAGAACUGACGGCGACAGUGUCAAGGUUUAUGUCGAGGCCACAGUCGCUUUUCCGCUGAUCGUCGCUGGGACAUUUGCUCAGCCGGAAUCUUGA
Exophiala aquamarina CBS 119918 is the source of this 1062-nucleotide messenger RNA. RefSeq names its product deoxyhypusine synthase. The record is from RefSeq and is a predicted model, not a curated record. The transcript is spliced from 3 exons. Gene Ontology annotation, cellular component: cytoplasm. NCBI's taxonomy places the organism in Eukaryota, Fungi, Ascomycota, Eurotiomycetes, Chaetothyriales, Herpotrichiellaceae. Gene Ontology annotation, molecular function: deoxyhypusine synthase activity. The coding region runs from base 1 to 1062 and encodes 353 amino acids. Gene Ontology annotation, biological process: peptidyl-hypusine biosynthetic process.